This is a messenger RNA of Epinephelus moara (kelp grouper), 6960 nucleotides long. It is a transcript of the gene large2, whose product is annotated as LARGE xylosyl- and glucuronyltransferase 2. The transcript is spliced from 17 exons. Lineage: Eukaryota; Metazoa; Chordata; Actinopteri; Perciformes; Serranidae. The coding region runs from base 607 to 2859 and encodes 750 amino acids. Gene Ontology annotation, biological process: protein O-linked glycosylation via mannose. The record is from RefSeq and is a predicted model, not a curated record. Gene Ontology annotation, molecular function: glucuronosyltransferase activity; xylosyltransferase activity.
GAGUGAGCAGAGUGUGUGCUCCCUCACAGCGGACACCGAUAGGCUCAUGAAUGAACAGCAGACACACAGAGACGAGACUGUUGAGCACCACAGACACGUCCUGACAGCAGCACCGUCCUCACUCCUCAAACCCAGGCAAGGUGCACCGUCCUGGGGGUGAACUCUGCACGGACUCAGCGUCUUCUUCUGGAGCUCUGCAGGCUCACACCGUGUCUCUGCUCCAACACCUGGCUCUUUUCUUCACUCGGUCUUCAUCUACGUGUGUGUUUGUGUGAGCGUUUAAGGACAGUUUUGCAGAGCUGUUAAUGAUUUUUGAAUGGGUUACAAAUCCCCUGGAUUAGGAUAUGGAGUGAUUCGCGGCUCAGAACAACAGUGGAAGUAACAACCGUUAGAAGUACACACACAGACUGGAUUUUCUCUGGAGGUUCCUGUUGGAGUCAUCGACUGCGACUGAGCAGCUUCUCCGUCAGUUUUCCCACACUGGGAUUUACAACUGCGAAUCUGUUGAAAGGAUGCUGCAGGAACUCGACGAGGGACUGAGCCCUACCUGAACCCCCUCCCCCUCCUCUCCCCGACCCUCAGAGCCCUCAUUGCCGCCAUCCCAUCAUGAACCUGCUGUGCCGUGGGCGCCUGAAGCUGCUGGUGGCGUCUCUCACUGCCAUCGUCCUGCUCACCUGGCUCUACCUGCUGGCUGGAAACCUGGAGAAUGGGCGCUCCCUCCUCCUGGCUCCCUGUCUAGCCGACACACCAGCAGCUCAAGUCCUAGAGCGAGCCGUCCUCGAGUCUCGGGUUCGAGAAGUGGAGGAAGAGAAUCGACAGAUCCGGCUACAGCUCAGCCAAUCACAAGGCACCGCUGCCCAGGUGCCGGAUGGUAAUUAUGGCAACCAGCAGUGGGGAGCCUCCGCAGACACGGGACCAGAGGACGGGGACAACACGGCGGAGGAGAAGAACAACCAUACGGAGUGUCCUCGAUCACCCACCGUCCAGAAGUGUGAGCUGAUCCAUGUAGCGUGCGUUUGUGCUGGUCACAACGCCAGCAGGGAUGUGGUCACGCUGGUCAAGUCUGUCCUCUUUCACAGGAGAAAUCCUCUCCACUUUCAUUUCAUCACCGACACAGUAGCCAACCGCAUCCUGAGCUCUCUGUUUCAGUCCUGGAUGGUCCCAUCUGUGCAAGUCAGCUUCUACGAUGCAGAUGAACUCAAGUCGGAGGUGUCGUGGAUACCCAACAAACAUUACUCAGGUAUUUACGGCUUGAUGAAGCUGACGCUAACCAAAGCUUUGCCCUCAGACCUAUCAAAGGUCAUCGUCCUUGACACGGACAUCACCUUCGCCACCGACAUCGCUGAGCUCUGGGGCAUUUUUAGGAAGUUCACGGAUAAACAGGUGAUCGGCCUGGUGGAGAACCAGAGCGACUGGUACCUAGGGAACUUGUGGAAGAACCACAAACCCUGGCCUGCAUUGGGACGAGGCUUCAACACAGGCGUAAUUCUUCUCUACUUGGAGCGAUUGCGGCGAAUCGGUUGGGAGCAGAUGUGGCGGUUGACAGCAGAGAGGGAGCUGAUGAGCAUGCUCAGUACAUCGCUGGCUGACCAGGACAUUUUCAACGCCUUCAUAAAGCAGAACCCGGUCCUGGUGCACCAGCUGCCCUGCUUCUGGAACGUCCAGCUGUCUGAUCACACUCGCUCCGAGCAGUGUUACACAGAGGUGUCUGACCUCAAGGUGAUCCACUGGAACUCUCCAAAGAAGCUCAGAGUGAAGAACAAACAUGUGGAGUUCUUCAGGAACCUCUACCUGACCUUCCUGGAGUACGAUGGAAACUUGCUGAGGCGAGAGCUGUUCGGCUGCCCGAGUCAGGCCAGUCCAGAGAGCGUCCGGCUGCAGGCAGCUCUGGAGGAGCUGGACGAGGACGAUCAGUGUUACGACUUCCGCCGGGAACGACUCACUGUUCACCGAGUGCACCUCUACUUCCUGCAGUACGAGUACACGCCCACCGAGGAUGACACUGACAUCACGCUGGUGGCCCAGCUCUCCAUGGACAGGCUGCAGAUGCUGGAGGCCAUCUGUAAACACUGGGAAGGCCCCAUCAGCCUGGCGCUCUACAUGUCCGAUGCUGAGGCUCAGCAGUUCCUUCGCUACGCUCAGGCCUCUGAGGUCCUCAAGAACCGCAAGAACGUUGGCUACCACAUCGUCUACAAAGAGGGCCAGUUCUACCCCGUAAACCUAGUGAGGAAUGUGGCCUUGAAGAAUGCUAACACGCCGUACGUGUUUCUGACUGAUGUAGACUUCCUGCCGAUGUACGGUCUCUACGAUUACCUCAGAAGGUCUGUGGUGCAGCUGGACAUGGCUCACACUAAGAAGGCACUGGUGGUUCCAGCUUUCGAGACACUUCGUUACCGUCUGUCCUUCCCCAAAUCCAAAGCUGAACUGCUCUCCAUGCUGGACAUGGGGACUCUCUACACCUUCAGGUAUCAUGUGUGGCCUAAAGGUCACGCUCCUACCAACUAUGCCAAAUGGCGAACAGCCACCACACCGUAUAAGGUGGAGUGGGAGCCAGACUUUGAGCCCUACGUUGUGGUGAGACGGGACUGUCCAGAGUAUGACCAGCGCUUUGUAGGCUUUGGCUGGAACAAGGUGUCACAUAUUCUGGAGCUGGACGCACAGGAGUACGACCUGAUGGUCCUCCCCAAUGCCUUCAUGAUCCACAUGCCCCACGCUCCCAGCUUUGACAUCUCCAAGUUUCGCUCCAGCUCCAGCUACCGCAACUGUCUCAACACCCUGAAGGAUGAGUUUCACCAGGACCUGUCCAGAAAGUACGGCUCGGCCGCUCUCAAGUACCUCACCGCCCAGAGGAACAUCUAAAGACCAGAACUGCUGAGCGCCAGCGACACCGGCAGCCUCUAAGCUAACGAGGCCCGAGAGCUCGGACAUGUACUGACGCAGCACUACACUGCGGGCUGCAUCGCAGCACAGCGCAAACAAUGACGGUAAAGCUUUAUGGCCCUUUUGAACAUUCUUGGGCUCCUGUGCAUUAAUUCUCCAGUCGACGCCACCUCAAGGUGACAAGAGGACAAGACGCAGAGACGACCAACUGGAGUAAGUGGCAGUAGAUUACCUAGAGGCAGGAUUGACUGGGCUGAGAGGGGCCAUGGAUGAGCAUGGAUGCUGACGGGACUAGCUUUAAGGCCGGGAAUUAACAACCAUAUUCUUACAACUUGUUUUGACAAUCAGGGCUUUUUCCAGAAGACACACUGUCAAACAGUCCGUCCACAUGAAUAUCUGGACACGACGGGACCCGUGUCGUUUUGGAGAAACAUUUAAAAGAGAAGACUACAUUUGGAACAUGUCUGUGAGGCCAGUCGAACUGGGGAAAGAUUUAAGCCUUAUCACUUUCCAUGGUAUUUACUGAGAUAUUUAAUAUUUUCUUUUCUUUUUUUUUUUCAGUGUAAAUCAGAACCAAUGAAUAACAACCAUUUACAAUGUUUCUUAUUACGACUAUACAUAAGAAUCAGUUUAUUUUUCCUUCCUAUAUUUUCUGACCUCUUUGAAAGAAUCCAUCUUGUCCCAGGCGAAUAAUUUCAGAUUUUCUGUGAGCUUCAGGGAUGUGCUUUUUAUGUGUGUGUGAGUAUGAUCCAGCUGCAUCAUGUGGCUCGUCUUCAACAAGCUUACUGAUUGUCGUCGAUGUCAUCCUUGCUUUUGUCUUGAUCAUAUAUUUGCUUGCAUGUAAAGAGUUGCACUACAUGAUUUCACGUAAGAACAUGGUCAUUUUGUCAGGUUUUUUUUUUCAUCAUUCAUCCCUCUGAAAGAAGCAAAAGUCCACUAAUUAUAAGAGAUAUAUCAUUACUGACAGGGACCAACUCACACGACCAACACUUCCACCUUACAGUGAGUUGUUAUUAAAGAAGCUGUUAACUCUGAAAUUAAACUGCUACACUCGAAUGAAAAGCAGGAGCUUUUUUUUUUUUUUUAGGGUUUUUUUUUGUGUUUGUGCCAUUACAUCUAUAAUGUGUCUGAUUCACUGGAUAUACUCUAUGUGCCAUCUACUGUAGCACCUAACCUAUAACUCUGUUUUUACCUUGUAAAGUCCAACUGAAAUGACAAAUUUGUGCUUUUCUGCAGUCAGGUCACAUUUAUUAUUGAAAGAAUAAGACUUAGAGGAAUACGUCACUUCCAAAUUAUAAUUUGUAAAUCAGUGACUAACUCAGCGUUACUUUGAAUUUGUGAAGUUUUGUGUUUGUUUUAACCACAUGCCCCCUCAGUGAAUGAUGAAUCAAAAAAAAAAAGCAUUCUUCAUGAAUUGAUGUCAUAGGGGUCCAACUGCAGAACUGUAACAAAACAUGAGUUUAGAAACUCGCGCACAACCCGUGCAGUGUAAUCCAAGUCUCAUGUAUCCAGUCAUAUGCUUAGUACUUCCCAAACCAUAAAUUAAAUUGUUUAAAUCACUUUCCUAUAAACAGCACAGGCACACUACUUGCCCAUGUAUGAGACUGCUUUGCGGAAGUGUUUCACAUAUUACAGUUUAAGCAAAAAUGCAUGUGUUUUGGAAGUGUUGAAUAUAUGACUGGAUGUAUGAGACUUGGAUUCAGAGUUGACGUAAGACAGCAUAUGGUGGCUUUUGGUCGGUAUCACAUGUAGUUGUCCAGCAGAUGAAAAUAACAAUGGCCAAAAUAUCCAUUGGGAAAUAUACCAAAUUAAUUAAUAGCAUAUUAAAUAGCCAAACAUUGUGUGACCUAUAUGAUAUGUUACCAAGAAAACUCAAUCAUAAACAGACCAGAUUUUUGGAUAUUAAUUACCAACAUAUCUUUUUGUCCAGGCCAUACAGAGUGCGUCCCUGCCUCUUCAGUACAUACACCACAUCCACAGCGAUCACGGUCCUCCUCUUAGAGUUCCUGGUAUAGUUAGGUGACGGCUUCACGGAUCACGUUCUUGAGGAAGACCUCCAACACACCAGGGGUCUCCUGGUAGAACAGACCAGAGAUACGCUUCACACCACCAUGGUGAACCAGACAAUGAAUAACAGGCUUGGUGGACAUUGAUGCAUGCCGAUUUUUCAAAGGCCCCUGCCCACUUCCUUUCUGUGCCAAUGUUGACCAAUGGGGCUUUUCACAAUUUGCUUCUGGUAUGAACGGCUAGGUGACUGCUCAACAACUGACGUAUCGGGGCACUUCGACUUUCAGUGCAAACAUAAUGCUUGGCAAACUGAGUGCUUUUCCCUCUUCGCGUCUGCCACUAAACCUGUGAUUAGUCACUCUGUUCAAUAGACCACUUCUUCAUUUAGCUUAUUUUCAAGUUAUUAAUUUUGACUCCUUUUAUUGCUGUUUAAAUGUAGGUUAUUUAAAACAUAUGUCCAAUAGUUGUUCUAUAUGGCCAUAAUUCUGGAAUUUUAACAGCCAUAGUGUAAACCCUGUUUGGAUUAUACUGCACAAGUUGUGUCAGUGUUUGGAAAUGGAUAUUCUGAUAUAGUUUUGUAUAAGAUGUGGGCCCUUUUACUCCAAUUCAUCAGGAAUUUUCUGGUUUGGAUUCUUUGUUCACCAUGGAGUCAUGUGGGAAAAACAAAAGUUUUAUUCACAAAUUCAACCAACACAGGUAAGCCAUUGAUAUACAAAUGAUCAUUUGGGGGAUGAAGUAUUCUUCUAGAUUAGAAACUAUGCUGGAUUUGGGUCCAAUAUUAUGGACCUGUGGAGACUGUACUUUCCAAGCCAAGGCUUGACAGCAAGAAAAAUAACAAUUUUUGUCUAAACUGACAAAACUAUGAAUCUGCUGCAAGUGUUUUUUUUAAAAUGCUUAGACUGCAGUUUACGCACUAAUUAACUUAAGCAACUAAUCUGAAAUCUCACAAUAACAGGUGGUCGUACGUCACACGAGAUUACAAAAAAGGAGGCAUUAGCUAGGAGGCUAAUGUUAGCUGCAGUUCAAAGCCUGUUGGUCACACUUGCCGUUGUAUGCAAAUGGAGUUUUGACGGGCUGUGUGCAAAGAAGUUCUGAAUCUACAAUGCAGAUAACCACACAAACUAAUAUACAGACAAACAAGGAGGCCAUUAAACCACAUAUGUAAAAGUACAAAUUUGGAUACUGAUCCCCUUCCCACAAACACCAAACUUGUAAUUUACAGAGCAAAUCUGUAUGCUACAAUCAAAGGAAAACAUGUAAACCAGUUUCAGUUGGACUUUAAUCUAUGUAAUUUCAUUGUUUGUUUUUAUAUAUACAUACAUUUUGUGAAGGAUGGCAGUGUAGUUUGCUUGGUCUGACCAUCGAACACUGCCAACCAACACAUUACCAUCUUAACUGACUAUGAUUUUGGUGAUUCUCACCUUUUUGUCUAGAGCUGCUGUCAGAUCAAAAAGAUUGAUAAGUUAUUGGCCAGAUUUAAACAUUGUUCUGUGUAUAUUCAAUCUCCCCAGAGGAGUCUUUCCCUCCAGCAGAGGACACACUUUAUUCUUUUAGUGACAUUAUAGCCUCUCAGGAUUUUAGUUUUGUUUUCAAUCAUUCAUCUCCUCUCUACUCUUCUCACUACCAUUUGUGUUAAACAAUUAUUUUGUCCUCCACAUUCUUCAUUUAUUUUCUUGACACCCCCCCCCCCUGCAUUUGGACGAAAGGCAAGUCGGGAAGAAUUGAUUCAAAUCUAGUAUAAUUUCCACAGAGAAUAAGUCAGAUUUGGCAAGUGGUGUACAUGAGUGAUGGUGUGUGUGAUGGAGGCUCAGACUGUUUGUUUGGUGGAGAGUGAGUGUGAACGGAAGAGACCUAACCCCCCAUCCCCACCCCGCUGCCAUCCAUGCCGCCUCCAUUGACUUGUCGUUGAUUGUGGUAAAUGCUAGUGCCUUUGCUGUAUUGUGAAACUGGAUAUUGAUUGUACUGUUGUACCGACAGGGCCUGGGGAUAGUCAGGCACUCUAUUUAUUAUUGUUGAUUCAAAUCAAUCAUAUUUUUCUAUGUAAGUGCUUUAAAUAAAUUUGCCCUUUUUUAA